Messenger RNA from Xenopus laevis (African clawed frog), 1878 nucleotides. It is a transcript of the gene fam177b.L, whose product is annotated as family with sequence similarity 177 member B L homeolog. The transcript is spliced from 6 exons. Lineage: Eukaryota; Metazoa; Chordata; Amphibia; Anura; Pipidae. The coding region runs from base 356 to 859 and encodes 167 amino acids. The record is from RefSeq and is a predicted model, not a curated record.
AAUCUCCAUGAGCCAGCUGAAGCUCAGACAGUUAGGAUUAAUAAUAAUUACAACUCAGAAAGGGAAACCUGACCCUCUGUGACAUUUUCUAGCCCAGAAUAAUCGCUCAGCAGAAUGUUUCCAACAACAGGAGUCUCAGGUGCAGCUUUCUUGUCCUCCGGCCACAGCAGAGACGCCCUACUGAUUAUGUGCAGCCAAAAGUCACAUCUAGAGCUGCCCUGAAAUCAAACAAAGACUGUGGAGCCAGAGCCUGUGUCACUGAGAUCCCUGCCGCUCACCCACCCACCCGGGCGCAACACCCCAUGCUGAGCACCCACUGACACGAUCUGUCCCACAGACUCACAAAGUGCCUGAAAUGUCGGACGGAGACGUCAUACUGAAAGAAAUUGAGAAUGAGGAGAAAAGGGUUCCCAGAAGAAUAAUUCACUUUGCAAGUGGAGAGACGAUGGAGGAAUACAGCACAGAGGAAGAAGAGGAGGAAGAGGAAGGACAGAUUGACUUCCGUAGUGUGGACACGGCCAAGAUGAGCUGGAAAUCCUACGUUCAGUUCUGGAUCGUGCGAAUAGCAACCGGCGCCUUCUUUACCUGUGACUUUCUUGGGGGGCGACUGGCGACCCUGUUUGGCCUGACGGUUCCCAAAUACCAAUACGCCAUUGAUGAAUAUUACCGAAGGAAAGAGGAGGACAGCAGCGAUGAAGAUGGCCAAGAAAUCCCAGAAAUGGUUAUGGUCCAGGCUGAAAAACAGCAUCUGCCGACCCAAAGCGUUGAGUACGGCGCCAUCUCCCUGAAAGACAGACCUGCCCAGUAUGAGGACCAUUAUAACAUGGACUCCGACUCCCACCAAUCACACGAGACAUAGAGCACAUUUCACACAGACUUGGCUUCUUUCAAUUCUUCCCUCUGGCCAAUAAGAAAAGACCCGGCAAUGCCAAAUGCCUUAUUGUAAGGUGCAGAGAUGCCAAAAUGAAGGGUCUGCUCAUCCUGAGGCGCCUCACAGUAUUGGGUGGAGGUAAUUUCAGGAUGGAGGCUUAUUGGCUGUCAUUCUAUUCCAUGAACAAUUAUAGGAGUAGCUAUUUCUUAUGAGCAAAAAAAGGACUUUAGUCCUGCUCUUUUGUCCCCAUUAUUCAUCUGUCUGGGAGUUGUAGUUCUAAUACAAUUGCUAAGCUAUGGAUUGGGCAGCCUUUAUAUAAAGGGUUAAUGACAUCAUCUUUCCCUGCUUUAUCUGGUCUCCCCAUUAUUCUAUCUCUAUCUACUGCUCCCAAGUUGUGCCGGCGUCAAAAUUUUUUUUCCGAAAAAAUGGACGCCGGCGUCAAAAACUAGACGCCGGCGCCGUUUCGUGAAUUUUUCGACGGUUCACAAAUUUUACGGCGAAGCGAAACGGCGCAAAUUCGCCCAUCACUAGUGAAGGGGCCCGAGCAGUUAACCCCUAGCCAGACCACCUUGAACUCCACCAUCUUAGAAGCCCCUGACACUCAAUGGACCAGGACAAUCUGUCCAACUGUUAUUUUUUAUUUAUUUAUUUUUAAUCACAGAGACCCAAUCAGAAUGAAGCCUUCGACGGGACUCCCCAGAGCUCUAUAGCUUCUUACUGAAUGUAGAAUGGCUGUUAUGGGAAGGGGCCACAGCAAUGGAUAAAGCCUGCAGCACAGGGACCUAUUUGGGGUGUUUUGCCUGUGUCUGCAUGGGUUUCUUCCCACACCCCAAAUACAUACAGGCAGAUUCAUAGGUUGUUGAUACAACUGCCCCCCAGUGUAUGGGAUAUUAGAUUGUAAGCUCCACUACGGCAGGGAUUGAUGAGUAAUCUCUGUACUGGUGCUGCAGAAUAGGUCAGCGCUGUAUAAAUAAGGUAUAUUUAUUAAAAAACACAAAUCACCUGCA